CAGGAAGAGGAUGGUGGUGGUGAGUCACGUGCUGAUGGGUGUCAUCGUCAACUUACUGAGCGUCAUUCCCGUGUUCAGUGUGAUCCUCGCCCUGCGCCUGCUUCUGGGUGUAAUGAGCAACACCACUUUAUACUCAUUAGCUAUGGAGGUGUGCCAGAUCAAGCACCGGCCGCUAAUGGGCGUCCUGAUCGGUCUGCCGUGGGGCUUGGGUACCAUGGCAUGGGGUGGCAUGGGUUACCUUAUCCGGGACUGGCGGUACCUUAACGCAGCUGUUUCCCUUCCUUUUCUAAUCAUCUUCGUCUUCAUCUUUUUGAUAGAUGAAUCUCCGCGGUGGCUGCUGGUAACGGGGAAAAACGACAAGGCACUGCGAGUGAUGAUGAAAGCAUCUCGCUUGAACAAGGUGGAGCUCCCGCUCGAGGAGGAAAUGACAGGAUUGCUGGGAAAGAUUCGUCCUGUGCAGAUUGAGGAGCACGGGCAGUCCGUGGAAGAGAGAAGGCAGUCCGGUAUUCAGUGUAGGUUGCCACGGAUGUUAAGCACUCCCAUCAUGAGACGACUCAGCUUUAUCAACGUUACUAUAAAUUUCAUAACUGCGCUGGUGUUUGGGGGCCUCAACCUAAGCGGGAAAGCUUUCAGCCAUAACCCAUUCCUGUACAUGGUAAUAGGCGGAAUGAUGGAGGUGCCCUGCUACACAAUCACAGCACCAAUCAUCAAUCGCUGGGGCAGGAAGGUUCCCUUAAUGGUCGGCUACUUUGUGUGCGGUGUCUGCAUGCUGUCAAUAGUCUGCGUUCCGACGGACAUGGCGUGGCUGGUGCUGACGUUGGCUAUGGUAGGGAAGGUGACGGUGAGCGGGGCGUUCAUGAUCCUCCUGGUAUACCGGCUGGAGCUGCAGCCCACCGAAGUCCGUCUGCAAAGCAAGGGUGUGGGUUUGUUGUCCACGAAUGUGGCCUACUGCGUCGCGCCCUAUAUUACUGACCUUCUGAGCAUGGUGGUUUCCUGGCUACCGUCUGUGAUAUUUGGAGUGACAUCACUGGGAGUGUGUGUUUUGUUGGUAACCCUUCCAGAGACCCAUGGCAUGCCGCUCCCUGAAACCGUGAAGGAUCUCAACAACUUGUGGAAAAGGAAAUGGAUAUGGAGUUCAACAACUGAUGAGGUCUAACAAACCACUACCACCGUCAUCACCACUUCCACCGCCACUGCCACCGCUACCGCCACCACCACCACCACUACUACCACCACUACCUCAACUACUACUACUACUACUACUACUACUACUACUACUACUACUACUACUACUGCUGCCUGAACACCAGCUACAGCAUAUUUUUGCAUAUUAAGGGUGUAACGUAGACUAAUUUCUGUGGAGGAGUAACACACACACACACACACACACACACACACACACACACACCAGUCAUGGACAGAGGUGAUGGAAGGCAAGGACGUAGAUGACAAGUGGAUCAGUCUCUCUACCCAGCCAUCACUCAGAUUUCCCGCCGCUGUAACUGUGUUCGGUAUUAUAAACAUGUAACAUUUUCCCACGUAGUAGCACGACUGUAUGUAUGUAUGCGUGUAGAUCAUGGGUGUGGACGGAUACGGGUGGAGUUUACAGAGCAUGAAACUUAAUAUGCACCAAACAUUGCCAUUGGGAUGUGAUUAGUCUUAUUUACAUGAGUGACUCGCAACGUUUUGCUGAAUUUGUGCGU
Molecule: messenger RNA, 1703 nt
Organism: Portunus trituberculatus (swimming crab)
Lineage: Eukaryota; Metazoa; Arthropoda; Malacostraca; Decapoda; Portunidae
Product: organic cation transporter protein-like
Exons: 8
Coding region: 11-1156 (381 amino acids)
Biological process (GO): transmembrane transport
Cellular component (GO): membrane
Molecular function (GO): transmembrane transporter activity
Source: RefSeq, a predicted model, not a curated record